Molecule: messenger RNA, 1413 nt
Organism: Uranotaenia lowii
Lineage: Eukaryota; Metazoa; Arthropoda; Insecta; Diptera; Culicidae
Exons: 5
Coding region: 315-1202 (295 amino acids)
Cellular component (GO): membrane
Molecular function (GO): phosphatidylinositol bisphosphate binding
Source: RefSeq, a predicted model, not a curated record
CCGUUGAACGCUGCGCAAGUUCUUUUGCCAUUUGGACGCGGUUUCUGUCAGUACGCUUCAGCAGUUUUGACGCGCGGGGUUCCUCUUAGUGGACGAGUUAUUUUUUUUCACUUGUGCUGAAGAGAUAUAAUUUUCAGAGAAGCUUUACGUAAUAAUCUAGGCAGCAUCAAACAACAAUCCGAUGAACAAUGAUCAUCUGGAGACGAACGAGCAUUAAACUUUUGUGAUAGACAGUGGCGUAAGCCAUCUGAUCCCGUGACUUCUUCCUGAAUCUGUAACUAACGUGAACCAGUAAGCCAAUCGAGUGUGCCAAAAUGACUACCCUAUCACACCCCUACAAAGACUGUCCGGAACUGAAAGAAAUUCCUACCGAGCACAUAAAGGAUGUAAACGCUCUUUACGAAUGGAUCAAGCAGCAGCCCCGGUUUCCGGCUUUCACGAAAAACCAUGCCCACCUUUUCCUGCAUGCAUGCAUUUGGGAUACAGAGUUUGCCAAAAAAGCACUGCAUAAAUACGCACACCUACAUGCGACGGCCCCGGAUAUUUUCGAUAAUCGGGAUAUAUUUUCAUCUGGAGUACAGUUGGUGAUGAACAUGACCCACAUGGUUUCCCUGCCGAAAUUAACAUCGGAAGGUUAUCGAUUAUUGUCCUACCGACUGUCUGACUUCGACCCGUCCCGUAUGAACUUUGCCGAGGCCGUGAAGGCGUUCUGUAUGUUCAACGAUGUGCAGAUCAGCAAAGACGGUCCCAUCGAGGGCUACAUCGUAAUCUUCGACAUGAAGGGCGUCCGGUUGGGCCAUUUGGCACGGGUGCAGUUUGGACCGCUCCGGGUUUUUAUGAGCUACAUACAGGAUGCACAUCCCGUUCGGCUGAAGAAGAUCUACAUCGUACACACGGCCUCGUUCAUCAAUCAGGUGAUGGCCCUGAUGAAACCUUUGAUUAAGUCCGAAUUGCUGGGAUUGCUCCAUUUUACCUCCUCCGGUCCGAGUGACGUGCUGGAUGUUGAACUGUUACCGAAGGAUUAUGGUGGCCCGCUGGGUGAACUCGCAACGAUGCACGCCGAACAGAGGAAGGAAAUCGAAACGCAAUACCGCGACUGGUUGAUCGAUUCGGCAGCUCUCAAGGAAGCUCCCAAGGAGAAAUCGGCAUCGGGAUCCAUCAAACCGCCGAUCAGAUCAUUCCGAGGGCUGGAAAUCGACUAAAUUUCGAACUUUGUUUCCAGCUACAUCAUCUUCAACUCCGCCAUCAAGCGUCUGCGGGAAAUCCCGAAUAGGACUACCAUUUGAUAUUAGUCGACGCGCAUUCAGCAGCAUAUUGGAAUAUUUGGUUGAGGAACAUAUUCUGUAACUAUUUUAAAUUAUUAGAUACACAGAAUGUCGAUAUGUUAUAAAUUUACAUUUUAAAUCUUUUAAA